Chrysoperla carnea is the source of this 522-nucleotide messenger RNA. RefSeq lists its product as uncharacterized. The record is from RefSeq and is a predicted model, not a curated record. NCBI's taxonomy places the organism in Eukaryota, Metazoa, Arthropoda, Insecta, Neuroptera, Chrysopidae. The coding region runs from base 38 to 508 and encodes 156 amino acids. The transcript is spliced from 3 exons.
UUAUAGAAUAGUUUUUAUUUUAUAAAAUUUUCGUUUAAUGGCUAAACAAAACUGGGCCACGGAUGAUAAAAAGAAAAGUAAAAAGGUAUAUAAUAAUAAAUCAACUCAAACUAGACAACAUGGCUAUAGAAAUUUUGUUAAAAGUUUUAUUAGGAAACAUAAAAAUGAACGAAAGAAUAUGAGAGAUGUGAUUUGUAUGGCUGCACAACAAUGGCGUACUAUGCCGCUACACGAUCGAUUAAAGUAUUUCCUAUUAAAACCAUCCCAAAGCGAGAAGGAUUGUACUUGUGAAGAUUGUACUCCACGUUUGAAUAAAGAUAAUUAUAAUGAUUAUCCGCACCAUCUUCAUCAUCAUCAUAUGCUACAAAGUCCGCGUGUUCCGCAAAUCAUUUCCCUGCUCCAAGAAGGGGGUGUUAUUGCUCAUGCACGUCCUGUACGUUGGCAACGUGUCACAAAUGUUUUUCUAUUUGGUGUUAUGAUGUUUUUUAUUUUAAUAACAAAAAGAUAGUUCAUCAACUUUUU